Puma concolor (puma) is the source of this 1524-nucleotide messenger RNA. It is a transcript of the gene AMIGO3, whose product is annotated as adhesion molecule with Ig like domain 3. NCBI's taxonomy places the organism in Eukaryota, Metazoa, Chordata, Mammalia, Carnivora, Felidae. The record is from RefSeq and is a predicted model, not a curated record. Gene Ontology annotation, molecular function: protein binding. Gene Ontology annotation, cellular component: membrane. Gene Ontology annotation, biological process: brain development.
AUGGCCUGGCUGGUGCUGCUGGGCGCACUGCUGUGCAUGCCGCGCGUCGGGGUGGGCAGUCUGGGCUCAGAGGGCUUUUUGCCCUCUGCACCCCAUAACUGCCCCUACAGAUGUGUGUGCGCCGCUGACCUGCUGAGCUGCGCGGGCCUGGGGUUGCAGGACGUGCCGGCUGCGUUGCCUGCCGCUGCUGCGGACCUCGACCUGAGCCACAACGCGCUCCAGCGCCUCCGCCCCGGCUGGCUGGCGCCACUCUCCCGGCUGCGCGCCCUGCGCCUAGGCCACAACGAACUGGACGUGCUAGGUCACGGAGUCUUCACCAACGCCAGCGGCCUGCGGCUACUCGAUUUAUCAUCUAACGCGCUGCGGGCGCUUGGCCGCCACGACCUCGAAGGGUUGGGGGCGCUCGAGAGGUUGCUUCUGUUCAAUAACCGCUUAGCGCACUUGGAUGAGCACGCCUUCCAUGGCCUGGGCGCACUCAGCCGCCUCUACCUGGGCUGCAACGAACUCUCCUCCUUCUCUUUUGACCACCUGCACGGUCUGGGCACGACCCACCUACGUACUCUGGAUCUCUCCUCCAACCGCCUGGGACGCAUCCCAGUACCUGACCUGGCUGCACUGCCAGCCUUUCUUAAGAACGGCCUUUACCUGCACAACAAUCCAUUACCCUGUGACUGCCGUCUCUACCACCUGCUGCAGCGCUGGCAUCAGCGGGGCCUAAGCGCUGUGAGUGACUUUGCCCGAGAGUACAUGUGCCUGGCCUUCAAGGUACCCACAUCCCGUGUGCGCUUCUUUGAGCACAGCCGUGUCUUUGAGAAUUGCUCAGCUGUCCUGGCUCAGGGCCUAGAGCAGCCCGAAGUGCAGCUGCACGUGCAGAUGGGCCGGUCCCUGAGGCUGCACUGCAACACCAGUGCCCCAGCUGUGCGCAUCGCCUGGGUGUCACCACAGCACGAGCUGCUGGUGGCACCAGGAUCCCGAGAUGGCAGCAUCGCAGUGCUGGCUGAUGGCAGCUUGGCCAUCAGCAAUGUGCAGCCGCAGCACGAGGGGGUCUUUGUGUGCCUGGCAGCCGGGCCCCACCUGCAUCACAACCAGACGCACGAGUACAACGUGAGCGUGCAUUUCCCACACCCUGAGCCCGAGGCUUUCAACACAGGCUUCACCACCCUGCUGGGCUGCGCUGUGGGCCUGGUGCUCGUGCUGCUCUACCUUUUUGCGCCACCCUGCCCAGGCUGCCGCCGCUGCUACCGUCGCACCUGCCACUGCCGCCGCUGGCCCCGGGCACCCAGCCCCCUCCAGGAGCUGAGCGCACAGUCCUCAGUGCUCAGCACACCACCGGAUGUGCCCAGCCGCAAGGCCAGUGUCCACAAGCAUGUGGUCUUUCUGGAGCCAGGCAGGAGGGGCCUCAGUGGGCGUGUGCAGCUGGCAGUAGCCGAGGACUUUGAUCUCUACAAUCCUGUGGGCCUGCGGCUCAAGGCUGGCUCUGAGUCUGCUAGCUCCACAGGCUCUGAGGGUCUGGUGAUGACCUAG